This is a messenger RNA of Sphaerodactylus townsendi, 1632 nucleotides long. It is a transcript of the gene TMEM167B, whose product is annotated as transmembrane protein 167B. The transcript is spliced from 3 exons. NCBI's taxonomy places the organism in Eukaryota, Metazoa, Chordata, Lepidosauria, Squamata, Sphaerodactylidae. The coding region runs from base 103 to 327 and encodes 74 amino acids. The record is from RefSeq and is a predicted model, not a curated record.
AAUGGAUUGGCACUGUCUAGUUGUUCCGGUGCCGCGCUGGCCGUGGGUUUAUUCUGGGCGAUGCGGUGAGGGGGCUUAGGCUGCGCCUCGCGGGUUGCCGGGAUGGCCAACGUGUAUUCUUUGGACGGGCUCUUGGUGUUCGGGCUGCUUUUCGUCUGCACCUGCGCCUACUUCCGGAAAGUCCCUCGGCUGAAAGCCUGGCUGUUGUCGGAGAAGAGAGGGGUCUGGGGGGUAUUUUACAAAGCGGCAGUGAUUGGAACCAGACUCCAUGCAGCAGUGGCAAUAUCCUGCAUUGUCAUGGCUUUUUAUGUUCUCUUCAUAAAAUGACUACCAGCACCUCAGAUGGACGCUGUUUGAACAAAAAUGCUAAAAAGGACAUAUGUCUUUUGCAUCAGAAGACAAAAUUUCUUAGAGAAACUUACAGAGCAUUCUGCACAUAUGUCAAGAGGAAAUUCCCCUGUGACCAAGCUUUGUUUGAGACCAAGAGAGUGGCUUUUCUAACAGUAGCUCUCCUGUAUUCUUCUUGUAGUGCUCAAACAUUGUCAGCAAAGAUUGUUUCAGUGCAGAUUAUUAAAAUCAAUAUUAUAAUGUGCAUAAGGAAAAUGUCACAUUUGUGUUGCUAAUCAAAAUACAUAAGGUAAUUGUGUCAAAUAGAAAUGGAUAAGGCUUUUCCAGAUUCUGGCACGGUGUGGAAGGGUUAAUGUUCCUGGUGUAUCAAAAAGAAUUGCUUUCAGUCAAACAACAUAAUGUGAGGAGCAAAGGAAAAUGUAGAGUUACUUUUGUUAACAACUCUUUAACGAAUGCACUUUUGAGGCUUGGAGCUCAAACUGUCCUGAAAUUAGUGACUAGAUGUGGUAUAUGAGCUAGUGACAGCAUGAAAACUUUUUGCACAGUUUAGAGAUGGGCAAAUGUGCCAUUUAUCCAUAAAAAAAGAGUUCUGAAGUACAAGAAAACAACAAAUACGCUGUUAGAUGAUAUAUUUGUGUGCCCCUUGAAAUAGCUGUCAGCGCCUAUUACAAAUGGUUAAGAAGAGAAGCUGCACAUUCUGUGGAGUUAAGGUAGCCAUUAAGAGUUGCUGAUUCAAACAUAGCCACAGUUGUUGUGUGUUGGGGAAAAAUGGGGACAUGUGCUGUUACAUAAUAGAUGUUAAAAUAUUUUGAGUCACAUUUAAAGAUUAUAACUUGUAUAUCUGGGACAGUGUACAAACUUUAAAGACUCAUGUUUGCUUUCUGUGUCACUUUUAAUGGUUUGGUUCUCUCUCCCUAAAAUUUAAUUGUAGGAACUAAUCUCCUACAGUAGAAGUUGUAUGUUUAACUUGUACAUUUACAAUGCUGAAAAUGCUUGAAAGAUACAAGUUUACAGAUGAUUUCAGGAUAGAGGCCUAAUUUAUUUUCUUUUAAUCCAUUGUAUUUACAAUACCAGUUCGUUCUGAAAAGACUGUCGAUUUCUUUUUUCAAUUUUGUAUCUUUUUAUCACAGACCAAGAACUGUCAUCAAUUACAUGUCUUUAAAUCAGAAACAAAUAUGCUGGAGCCCUGACCUGGCUUCUGGGGCAUUCCAGCUAUAUAUGUUUGAAUAAAUCUGCUUUAUUUUGUCCCCCUUGCCCUAUAUUUAGUGAAUUACAGGACUCCUU